UGACACAAGUACAACUAAACAGGAACAUACUGAAUCAUUUCCACUAGUUGAAGAUUUAGUACAAUAGUCAUGUCUCUAUUACAAUUCGUGUGUGUGUUUCUGCUCGUUUGUGGCGCAUGGCGUGCACCGGCAGGCGUGGCUGCAGCUGAGCGUGGCAUUGAAGAACGAAACGUCGAAGAUAAGAUGAUAGCCUUGACCGACAAGUUAAUCGACACCCUGGCAAACGGUCAUGUGGAUGAAUCGGUGAAUAUGUUUGAUCCGGAAGCUAUUAUCUCGGAUGAGGGUUAUCCUCCAGCUAUCGGAAAGGAAGCUAUCCAUAAGGUAGGAGAAAUUAUAGCCGCUAAAGUCGGCAGGGUGGAGAAACUCUACCUUGACGUGGCACCACUCGAGGAAGGGGCAGCCUUUGUCUACGUACUUCUUGGUCAAAAAUUGUACAAUCACGAGAACGAACUGUUUAAUGACAGAAAAGCGCUGAUCAUCUGGCGGAAUACCGACGACGGUUACAUGGUCUACCGACUGAUGUCCAACUCAAACGUCUAACAGUCGUCUGAUAAAAUGACCCGUGUUGGUUUACUCCUAUAUUGAUUAUAUGUUUCUAAAUCUGAACUUAAAUUGAAGAGUACUCAAAGGCAUUGGGAACCCUUUGUAAUUGUCAAAGACGAUGAGUAUUUUCACUUGGUGUAUCGUAACAUGUGCAUAUAAUAAUAAACCUGUAAAA
This is a messenger RNA of Asterias rubens (European starfish), 718 nucleotides long. RefSeq lists its product as uncharacterized. Lineage: Eukaryota; Metazoa; Echinodermata; Asteroidea; Forcipulatida; Asteriidae. The transcript has 4 exons. Bases 70 to 540 code for a protein of 156 amino acids. The record is from RefSeq and is a predicted model, not a curated record.